This is a messenger RNA of Venustampulla echinocandica, 1776 nucleotides long. RefSeq lists its product as uncharacterized. Bases 1 to 1776 code for a protein of 591 amino acids. The record is from RefSeq and is a predicted model, not a curated record. Gene Ontology annotation, molecular function: FAD binding. NCBI's taxonomy places the organism in Eukaryota, Fungi, Ascomycota, Leotiomycetes, Helotiales, Pleuroascaceae. The transcript is spliced from 4 exons.
AUGGCCCGGCAUGUGGACGUCCUGAUCUGUGGGAGCGGCUCCGCUGGGAUCUGCGCAGCAACAUGGCUCGCCCGAUAUGGGCUUCGGUGCAAGAUCCUCGAAUCACGGCCUGGCCCAUUGGAGAUUGGGAAAGCUGACGGCGUGCAAUGUCGCACCGUUGAGGUCUUCGAGAGCUUCGGCAUCGCCGAAGAAAUGCUUCGCGAGGCCUACCAUGUUUUAGAAGUUGGUUUCUGGGGGGCUGAUGCCAAUGGAAAUCUGGUCCGGACCGGCAGGACAGCAGAUACAGCGCCAGGACUGUCACAUCAGCCACAUGUGAUCUUGAACCAGGCACGGGUCAAUGGGUUGCUACUAGAUGCGAUGAAGGGUUUUAAUGGACAGACCGUGGAUUAUGGUUACGAUGUUAAGGGAGUCCAGGUUGACAGCAGGUUGGCUGCCGAUCCAGCUGCGUAUCCUGUGACCGUGGUCGCUCUGAAGGACGGAGUUGAGGAAACCUUCAUGGCUAAAUAUGCACUGGCCUGUGAUGGGGCACACAGCGCUGUGCGUAGAUCUCUUGGUUUCAAGAUGAUUGGUGAUAGCAGCGAUGCUGUCUGGGGCGUAAUGGACAUCUUUCCACGGACGAACUUCCCAGACAUCCGCAAAAAAGCAACUCUCCAAUCUCGAUCAGGAAACCUCUUGAUAAUCCCUCGUGAAGGCGGCUCCAUGGUACGCUUUUACAUUGAGUUGCCGCAGGGGGCUGUGGCCAAGGAUGUCCAGCUUCCCGAGCUGCACUCAGUGGCAUCACGAAUUUUCUAUCCCUAUCAACUUGAAAUCGCAGAGACUUUCUGGUGGUCCGCCUACGCCAUCGGACAACGCCAGGCCGAUUUCUUCUCCAAGGACAACCGUGUCUUCCUCACUGGCGAUGCCUGUCACACACACUCACCAAAAGCAGGACAGGGCAUGAACACGAGUCUACAAGAUGGAUACAAUAUUGGCUGGAAGCUAGCACACGUCCUACAAGGCCGAUCGUCGCCAGAUCUUCUCAAGACGUAUGUUUUAGAGCGUCAAAAAGUGGCCGCUGAUCUCAUUGAUUUUGACCGUGAAUUCAUGAAGGUCUUUAGCUCGGAGGCGGCGGCGAAGGAGGAUGGAUCGACGGAGGCGUUUAAGGAGUAUUUCAUCAAGGCAGGACGGUAUACAGCGGGCUUGACAGCGAGAUACGGGAACUCACAGAUCACGAAUGCGAAGGGUAGCACGCAGACUUUGGCGACUAACCUCGUAGUCGGGAUGCGCUUUCCGAGCGCCCAGGUGGUAAGGUUCUGCGACGCAAACGCGAUGCAGCUGGUGAAAGCUUUGCCGGCUGAUGGACGCUGGCGAGUUGUUAUCUUCGCAGGCGAUAUUAGUGAGCCUACCAUUGCCGCCAGACUUGAAGAGUUAGGAGCCUAUCUGUACUCCCAAGCUGGUCCCGUCAAGUCUCACACGCCCUCCGUCACAGAUAUUGACUCCUUUAUUGAGCCGAUUGUGGUCCUCUCUGGGCAGCGUCUCAGGAUCGAGCAGGAACACAUCCCAGGUUGCUUCUGGCCUGUGACUGGGAAGUGGAAAAUGCGAGAUUUGCAUAAAGUAUAUUUUGAUGAUGAGAGCUAUAAUUCAGGACAUGGAAGGGCAUAUGAGUUUUAUGGUAUUGCACCAAGCAACGGCGCAGUGGCGAUCGUGAGGCCAGAUCAAUACAUUUCAAUGGUUACAGGGAUGGAGAACUAUAAGGCUAUUGGAGACUUCUUUGCAGGAUUAUCUCUACCGAAGUAG